Messenger RNA from Penaeus indicus, 999 nucleotides. Its product is annotated as LIM/homeobox protein Awh-like. The coding region runs from base 1 to 999 and encodes 332 amino acids. The transcript is spliced from 5 exons. The record is from RefSeq and is a predicted model, not a curated record. Lineage: Eukaryota; Metazoa; Arthropoda; Malacostraca; Decapoda; Penaeidae. Gene Ontology annotation, biological process: neuron differentiation; regulation of transcription by RNA polymerase II. Gene Ontology annotation, molecular function: DNA-binding transcription factor activity, RNA polymerase II-specific; RNA polymerase II transcription regulatory region sequence-specific DNA binding. Gene Ontology annotation, cellular component: nucleus.
AUGAUCGUCGACGCGGUGCGGGUCGCCUGCGGAUCGGACGGCGUAAUGGUCGAGGACGAGGACCCUCUCCGCCCGCCGCCCUUCAGCCCGCCCCUCGACUCCGGCCACAACCCCUCCGAGGCCAACCCUGCCGCGGGAGAAGCGAGACUCCACGCCGAGCUGCAGUCGACGCUCAUUGAACAACAGGACCAGCAACAACGCUGCGCUGAGAAGGGCGUCGUUUCAGAAGUCAAGGGGUCAGGCGAGGUGUGCCAAGGGUGCCAUGACGUCAUCGCCGACCGGUUCCUCCUGCGGGUCAACUCGAGGUCGUGGCACCAGACUUGCCUGCGGUGCUGCGUGUGCCAGCUGGCCCUCGACCGGCAGCCGUCGUGCUUCAUCCGGGAACACAAUGUCUACUGCAAGUCCGACUACACGAGGAACUUCGGCGCGCGGUGCGCCAAGUGCUGCCGCAGCAUCGGCGCCGCGGACUGGGUGCGGCGCGCUCGCGACCGCGUCUACCACCUCGCCUGCUUCGCCUGCGACGCCUGCAAGCGGCAGCUCAGCACGGGCGAGGAGUUCGCCCUCCACGACAACCGCGUCCUCUGCAAGCAGCACUACCUCGAGUCCAUCGAGGGCGGCGCCUCCAGCAACGACGAAAGCGACGGCUCGGGCAAAGCCAAGAGCAAGCGCGUCCGCACGACCUUCACGGACGAGCAGUUGCAGGUCUUGCAAGCCAACUUCCACAUCGACUCGAACCCCGACGGCCAGGACCUCGAACGGAUCGCGCAGAUUACGGGCCUGUCCAAGAGGGUGACGCAGGUCUGGUUCCAGAAUAACCGCGCGAGGCAGAAGAAGUACAUCACGCAGGGGAAGCGGCACCACGCGGCGCCGCAGACGCCAGUCGGCGCCGGCUACCCGCUGGACCGCGCCCCCUCGCGCCUCUCGGACUACGGCGACAUCUCCUCGUCUCCCUCGUCCUUGGACUCUCCUCUCUCGCAGAUCCUCUACAGCUUCGGAUGA